AUGGCAAGAAUGGUCCUCAUGAAAACAAUAACAAUUGCUUUGGCUGUUUACAUUAUCUGCUUGUCUGAUUUCUUCCUCUCAUCUGAAGAUGACAUUGUUGAUAUACUCAUGGUAGCAUGUAUUGGUCCGAGUUCCUCAAAAGAAAUAACCAAUCCAUCUUCCAUGCUUGGAUUCAUGAAUAUUACAAGGUCCUUCAAUUGUUCACAAAUUGGAACUCAAAGAAGAAUAACAGAGAUAAAAGUAUCUUUAAAUCAUUCCAUCAAUGAAAAGAAUAUGAGAAAAACUGUGUGCCAAAAUACAACUCCGUAUUUUGUAGCCAUGGGCUGGUUUAUAUGUGAAACUCACACAAAAGAAGAUCACAUUACGAAACUGAAAUCAUUUUCUCAAGUAUCAAAAAUCAUGGUAUCUAUAACAGACAGAAGCACUGGGACCAAUGGACGGAGGCUACAAAUGUUUCCCUUCCCUCGUAGAAUUAAUGCUAAUUGGAGCUACAGUUCAGCAAACGGAAUGAAAACAACUAAUUGUUACAUGGACGUACAAUUCUAUAAGUCAGCUGCAGGAAAUCUGAUAGAUCAGAGCAGUGGUCCAUGCAUUACGAAGAACUGCAGCAAUGCAGUAAAUAAGGAUAUUGUGCAUGAUCUAUGUUACAAAAACACAACUAAUUAUUUCACAAUGUUCAAUCAAGAUAUGAACACAAGGCUGGCAGAGCCUUUGCCAGAGAACAUUCACGUUGUCUGGAACAUCCAUUCCCCUGACAAAAUGCAGAGUACAAAGUGCUUUACACACAUCAAACUUCAGAAGUCUGCUACUGAGUAUCAAGGUUAG
Molecule: messenger RNA, 825 nt
Organism: Mobula hypostoma (lesser devil ray)
Lineage: Eukaryota; Metazoa; Chordata; Chondrichthyes; Myliobatiformes; Myliobatidae
Exons: 4
Coding region: 1-825 (274 amino acids)
Source: RefSeq, a predicted model, not a curated record